UGUUGAAUGUUUAAGAGCAAAACAUCAUCUUAUAUUCAGGCCAAUACAGUUUAUAGAUCUUUCAGGUCAAUAUGGCAACUUGGUGCUGUGUAUGUUAUGCGUUUUGUUGUUUAGUGAUCGUACAGUGAUGCAUUCUUGCUCCUGUUUCUCUCUUAUCUGAGUGAGACGCGAUACAAUUCCUAUAAAGCUGGUUGACAUGAGAAUAAAUAAACAUUAGUUAAUUUUGCACCCAUUUGCCAGUUUAUUAGGUACACCUACCUAAAACUAGUGCAGCGUAAUACAACGGUCCUGUAAUAAAUCCUCCCUUCAAGAAGGUUAUAAUGUUCAGUUUUUGUUAAUGUUUUAGAGAGGUGUUGAUUCAAACUUAUGGUCGUUUUGGAGGCUGCAGUUUGUGGUGCUGUUGAAUGGUAUUACAUUAUACGGAGAGGUGUUUCUGUUACUUACCGUCAUUGAUAUAAAUGGGGUGGACAAAAUAAUAGAAACAUCCUCUCAGUAAAAUGCAAUACAAUUCUAAUAACCAUUAAAUUGAGUCAACACCUCAUGAGAGUUUGAACAAAAACAUUACAACCUUCUUGAAAGGAGGAUUUAUUGUUUAUUAUUUAUUUAUUGUUGUAUUAGACUGCAUUAGUUUUAGCUAGAUGUACCUAACUGGCAACUGAUUGUAAAUAUUUUACUUGAACAAACUUUAACAAUGCCAAAGUGAUUCUCAGAUUGUCAUAUGAAAGUUCUGUUUUAGAUUUCCUUCUGUCUUCAAGGUAAGAGGUCAUAAACAGCUACAUAACAGCUGGUAGGAUACAGAUCUUUGCUCAUGAGCACUUCAGCAUGGAUUCACUUCAGCAAGGUGUUGAUGCAAGGAAGGCAAAGUACAGAUAAGUGGUAGUGUCUGAGAUGCUGGGCCUUCCAAGGGUGUCAUGGAUGACAUAGGCCUACCUGCCUGUAACCCUUUUACCCCGUCAUCCUCACAUCACCAACACCUGAUUCAUCUCUAACACACCGUACAGUAUCCACACUGACCUGAAGGAACUCGACAAUUCAUUGUGUCACUGUCAUUUAACACAGCGGCACCUCUGAGCGUCAGAAUCCAAGAAAGACAUCCUCGCAGCAGGGGAUGUAAAAUACGAGUAUAAUCUCCUGUGCUGAUGUCGACCGCUAAUGGUGAACAAGCGUGUUUCAACUAGAAGCCCAUCUCCCUCCCUCCCUUCCUCCUCCAUGUUCAGAUGUAAUUGACAUGACUCCUACACAAGUUCGAGCCUGUCAUCACAGCGAGCGGUGAAAAAUGAGCCAAGCCGCCGUGUGCUGAAAUGAUUGAUCUGAAAGACGUUUUAGGGCUAUUUUGUGCUGAAUUGUGAUGUUUACAUGUGUUGCGAGCCUUCUUUCCUUCUUCUCCCCUUUGUAAUUUAAUGAUGAUUAUUUUCUAUCUGUCAAGACUGAAUUUAGUUUGAGUUAGAUCUAGUAUUACAUGUAGGUAGCCUUUUCUCCACUAAAUUUCCAAUAUAAACAUUGAGAAAUUCUGUGUUAAGAAACAUUUCAUGAUCUAUUUCUCUCACUCUCUCUUUGGGAAAGCCUGCUAUAACUCCUUCAGUAUCAGCAACUGGACCCUUUUCCCUCCCUCUCCACUCCCUGCCUCUCUCAUUCAGAUCCAUUUUUGACCCCCCCCAAUGAAUCACAUUUGCUUUGUUUUUUUCUCUCCCUCUUUCUCAAUUUCCCCUCUCUCUUCUGUCUUUCUUGGCCACAGAUUGGGGUCAGGAGUUUAGUAGGGGAAAAACAUUUGGAGCCGGUGGCACAGGGCCCAGAGGCUCUCGCAAAAAAAUAAAAAAAUAAAAAAAAUAAAUCGCUGUUCACACACACACAUUACAGAGAGCAUUAACCUGCCCUGCUCUGCCUCUCCAAAUGUCUCCAUUACGGCUCUGCCUGGAACAACACAGGCACUGCUAGUCGCAGCCAUCAAUUGAUGUGAGCAGAAACAGAGAAUUAGAGAGAGGGAAAAAUAAAGAAAGACAGACAGGGGGCAGAGAGCAACAUUUGGCAGUCUUCAUAAAGGGAUCUGAGAUGAAAAUAUAGAAAAACAUGCCUGUGUGUCUAUCAGUCGAAAGCUACACUACCUGCUCGCUUUCUCUCGCCGUCAGUGCGAUGUUGAUGUUAUCACCAGGUCGAUAAGUCACAAUCUUUGAAUAGACGGGCUUGUGUUUUCAUUUGGGAAUAAAAACCUUCGGUGUAUGAGCAAAAAAAUACCAGUAAAUUGGCUUGAUGUGUAAGUGUCUAGGUUCAGGUUACUGGCAUGUUACAAUUGAGAGUCCUGUAUGUCCCUCCUCCUGUCCCUCACUCUUUCUCUCACUCCUGUAAGGGCAGCUCAUUCCUCGAGGUGUCAAGGGCCUCCCGAUGUAUGAGGAGGGGGAGGACCGAAAGAAAGAGAAAUCAAAGAGUGGUAUAGAGCGAUGGAGAGCGCCGUCACCUUGGGGGGAGAGAUACGAGGGCGAUGACGAGUACGGUGGCGCCAUAUGGCCAGCAGGGGAUGGGGGGUUACAGCCAGCAGCAGCAGGUGGGGCAGCAGGGAACCCCUCCGUACUUCAGCCCCCCUCAGCAGACCCCUCCAGGCCCGACCCAGAGCCCCUACCUGCAGCCUCGAGCACCGCCACAACAGGAGGCUCAGCAGGAGGCCUACAGCACCAGGGGUCCUGCCCCAGGGAACUCUGGGAAGGCCAACAAUGAGGAUGGCGUUCCCCAGGACCGCCCAUCCAGUCUGCCGAUCAGCCUCGCGCCGCUGUCACCUCUCCUUUCCCUGUGCUUACAUCACACACGCCCUCGCUCGCACACAGCUGGACGGCCAUUGGCUCAUGGGCUCCGCGAGGACGUUCUGGAUCUGUCCGGCUCGAUUGAUGACCUCCCCACUGGGACGGAGGCUGGUCUGGGCUCAGCUGUCAGCGCCGGCGGCUCCUCCAGCAGCAGCAGCAGUAGCCAAGGGGAACAGGGAGGGGCCAGCAACCAGGGACAGUCCCCCUUCUCUCCUCACGCCUCCCCCCAUCUCCCCAGCCAGAGGAGCGGGCCCUCUCCCUCCCCCGUGGGCUCGCCUGCAGGCUCCACUCAGUCCCAGCAGUCGCGAUCAGGCUCUGGACCCAUCUCUCCUGCCAGCGGACCCUCUGCCAACACCACCGCAGCAGGUUCCACUAUGGCCCCACAGAACACUGGAAAUGGACCAGAUGGAGCCCACCCACCAAUCACCUGCUCACCUAUAGCUCAGGAGAGAGGGUUCAUGUCCAACAUGCAGAGGAACCAGGCUAGCUCCCAGUUUGCUUCUCCUCAGUCCGGACCUCCUAUGUCCCCCCACCCCUCACCUGGGGGCCCAUUGUAUUCUGGGAUGGGUCCCUACUCCCAGAGCAGCCCCUCAGGCCCUUAUGGACCUCAAGGAUCACAGUAUGGACACCAAGGUAACUACCCUCGGUCCUCCAACUACAGUGGGACUGCCAGUACCAGCUACAGUGGACCCGGCCCUGGCAUGACCAACAGUGUUGGAAUGAACUCUAGCAGCCCCAUGCAUGGCCAGGGGCCCGGCCAGCCCAUACCUAUAGGACGCAGCCACGGCCCAGGCAGCCAGAACAGGGUGUACCCACCCAUGGCUCCCAGCUCCCCCAGCAUGCCCCAGCCAGCCGGGCCUGGGAUGGGCCCUCCUUCUUUGGGUAGCUCUAACCGCAAGGCUCAGGAGGCAGCAGCAGCUGCCAUGCCAGGAUCUGCCAACUCAACACUCAACAGUCUGUUGACACCGAUCUGCAGGCGGCCUCCAUAUGCGAGGUUCCCAGCCCAGAUGCACCCACCCCAAUCCACCUCCACCCACUGGCUCGCACUCUCUUCUACCCAUCCACCACCUUCACCUCCACCCAGACCUCACCAUCCACCCAUCCUGCCACCCUCACAUUCACAGCACUAUAGGCAGGGCAGCUAUCAAGGCCCUGGCAUCAGCCAGGCAAGCACUAUGGCUACCACUGUCCUGUACAGCCAGCCAACAGGAAACAACAGUUCAGCCAUGGGCAACGCACAAGGUCCAGCCUACAAUAUACCUCCUUCAGGAGCCAUGGGAAUGUCAGGAGAUGGGAUGAUGAGCCCAGAUGGGAAACCGAAAACGGACGUAAAAGAAAGCGGCCCUGCCAACGAGCCUCACAAACCAAAGCUACAGGAUGGCUACAGCAACAAUAACAGCAGCAGUGGCUCCCAGCAGUGUGUGUCCCAGCCAGCCACGCCAGGCGGUGCCCUGCCCGUGCCCUCCCCCCUAUCACCCAGCCCAGCCAGCCUGUCCUCGUACCACGGAGACGACAGCGACAGCAUCAGCAGCCCCCCCUGGCCCCUCAAGACCCCCUCUAGUCCUAAAGCCAACCCUAACUCCUCCUCCCUCAGUGGGGAGCGAAUCACACGGCUGUUUGAGCUGGGUGUGGAGCCGGAGAGGCGGGGCUGGGUGGAGCGAUACCUGAACUUCAUGGAAGAGAGGGGCACGCCUGUUGCCCAGCUUCCCGCUGUGGGCAAGAAGCCGCUGGACCUCUGGAAGCUCUACAUAGCUGUUCGGGAGAUAGGAGGCCUCGCAAUGGUAAACAAGAACAAGAAGUGGCGCGAGCUGUCCACCACCCUGAACGUGGGUACAUCCAGCAGCUCCGCCAGCUCGCUCAAGAAGCAGUACAUCCAGUAUCUGUUUGCCUAUGAGUGUAAGAUGGAGAGAGGAGAAGAGCCGCCGGCAGACAGCAGUAGCAGCAGCAGCAGCAUGGCUGGAGGGGACAGCAGGAAGCAGGUCAAGAUCCAGCCACCCUCACCUGCUAAUUCGGGUGGCUCCCUUCAAGGCCCACAGACGCCCCAGUCCUCUGGCAGCAGCUCUACAGCGGAGGCAGCAGGAGAUCUGAAACCCCCCACACCUGCCACCACCCCUCUGGGACAGGUCACACCACUGCCCCCCAACAGCUUCCACCUUCUCCCUGUCCCUCCCUCCCGCCUUGCCUUGUCCAGGAGCAGUGUAAGUGUACAGGACCCCUUCUCAGAGGUGAGCGACCCGGCCUUCCAGAAGCGUGCUACCUCCCUGCCCCCCGCAGCUCCUUACCAGCAGGGCCUCAGUAUGCCUGACAUGAUGAUGAGGAUGCAGUAUGACACCAAGGACCCCUUCGCCGGGAUGAGGAAGAUGGCAGGAGCUGAUCCCUACAUGCCAGCCCAAAUGCCCGGUGGUGGUAUGCAGGACAUGUAUGGUCGACCCCCGUCAGCCUUGAGCCUGAGCCAACGGUCGCAGUAUCCAUACGGGUCAGGCUAUGACAGGAGAUCGGACCAUGUCAUGGGGAUGGAGGGGAGCAUGGGUCCCCCUGGGAGUCAGAACAACAUGGGACCUUCUAACAGUGAGGGCAGCAUCUACUCUCCCAGUAGAUACCCUUCACAGCAGAGACAUGAUGGAUACGGUCAACAGUAUCCCAGCAUGCCAUAUGGGAUGCAUCCAUCUGGGAUGUACCCACAGCAACAGCAGGGCUACAAACGGCCCAUGGAUGGCAUGUAUGGCCCCCCACCCAAGAGACACGAGAGCGACAUGUAUGCCAUGCAGUACGCCAACCAGCAGCCGGACAUGUACAACCACUACGGUGGUGGGUACUCAGGCCCUGAACAUAGACCCAUCCAGGGACAGUUCCCCUUCCCCUAUCCCCGCGACCGCAUGGCCCCCUCAGGUCAGAGCCAGCACAGUAUGAUGGGUGGGGGCCCCACCUCUAACCACGCUAAUGAUGGCCCCAACAUGUGGCCAUCCAGGACAGACCUCGGCUAUCCCUACCCCAACAGACAGGGGCCGCCAUCACAAAUGCCACCUUAUGGCUCGAUUGGUAGAGAUGACAUGGACGGGCGGCCCGGGCAGGAGCAGUGGCACCGUCAGUCUCCCUACAUGUCAUCAUCAGGUGGCAUGCCUCCCCUGUCUUCACGCCAGCCAUCUUCUUAUUCCAACUCUUCAUCCAUGGCCAACCAUCUGCCUAGAGCACCCAGCCCAGGAGCCUUCCAGCGCUCCAUGGACUCUAGGAUGUCACCCAGUAAAGCACCAUUCAUGUCACCCAUGAAGAUGCCUAAGCCUGGGAUGACGAUGAUGGGCCCACAGGGCAGUGGACCCCUUGGGCAGUUUCCUCCCAACCUCAGGCGGGACCUCAACUACCCACCAGGAUCAGUCGAAGCCACCAUGCCGAUUCUCAAGCCCCGACGCAAGCUCACCUCCAAGGACACUGGAACGCCUGAGGCCUGGCGCGUGAUGAUGUCUCUGAAGUCUGGCCUGCUGGCAGAGAGCACAUGGGCUCUAGACACCAUCAAUAUCCUGCUGUACGAUGACAGCACUGUGGCCUCCUUUAACCUCUCCCAGUUACCUGGAUUCCUCGAGCUGAUUGUGGAGUACUUCCGCCGUUGUCUGAUCAAGAUCUUUGGCAUCCUGGAAGAGUUUGAGGUGGGGACCGUGGCUCAGAAAAGCCUUUUGGACCCUUCUGCUAACCAGAAACAAGAAGCCAUCCCUGACCAGGAAACAGACUCUAUUGUCCAACCUGAACCUGAGUCAGCUGCGGCAGCAGAUACGCAGGUGGAGCAAGCAGGAGGCAUCAUGGAGGAAGCACUACCGGUCACUGCAGAGCCAGAGUCAGAGGUGGAGGUGAAUCGUGAGAAGGAGGAGUCUGAGGUGAUCAUAAAGAAGGAGGACAAGAAUGAGGAGGACAGAGAGAAAGAGCGAAAAGAAGAGGAAGAGAGUGAAAAAGAAGCAGAGAGAAAAAAGGAGUGUGUUGACCAGCCUGUUGCAGAGCUAGAACCUAAACCUAAACAAGCCAGUAAAUAUGAUAAGCUCCCCAUCAAGAUUGUCCACAAAGAGGACCUGAUUGAAGACAUGACAGAGUACUUAGGUUACGUCACUGAGUUCAACAGCGGGUUGCUACACUGGCAGGCUGGUGGAGGUGAUUCCACCGUACACAUUCAAACACAGUUUGAGUGUGUGAGUGAACCACCUGCCAGGGCAGAUGGAAACACAAGAAAAGAAAACAAAGAGGAAAACAAGGUGGACUACGGAAAGAAACAACCACUGAAACAUAUCACUGCUACUAUUGAUGAUGUUCUGUGUGCUCGGGUUGACGCCCUUUCUUAUGCCCACCCUGCACGCUCCUUGCCAUCCUACCCCUUCAGGGUGCAUCUGGAUGGGGAGCAGGACCACAUCACCUUGCUGGAGGAUGAGCCUCGCUGCCUGGACGAGGCUCCGCUCUCCACAACCUCUGCCUGGCAGGAGUCCCUGGCCAAGCGAUGCCUCUGUGUGUCCAACAUCGUCCGGAGCCUGUCCUUUAUCCCGGGGAACGACUUGGAUAUGUCACGCCACCCUGCUCUGGUUCUUCUUCUGGGCAGGCUGCUCCUUCUGCACCACCAGCACCCGGAGAGGAACAGGUCGCCCCCUAGCUACCAGAGAGACGAACAGCAGGAGCAGGGGCUGUCGAGUAGCAAAGAGGAGUGGUGGUGGGAGUGUCUGAGUCUGCUCAGGGAGAAUGCCAUGGUUACUCUGGCCAACAUCUCGGGUCAGCUGGAUCUCUCCACCUAUCCAGACACUAUCUGUCUCCCCAUCUUGGAUGGCCUUCUCCACUGGAUGGUGUGCCCUUCAGCUGAAGCCCAGGACCCCUUCCCUGCAGCAGCACCCCACUCCCAGCUCACUCCCCAGAGGCUGGUGCUGGAGUGCCUCUGCAAGCUGAGCAUCCUGGGCGGCAACGUUGACCUCCUGCUAGCUACGCCACCUUUCAGCCGACAGGAGAAACUCUUCACUGUCUUGGUCCGCUACGUGGGUCAGAGGAAGGCCCAGGUGUACAGGGAGAUGGCAGUGGCUGUUCUCUCCCACCUAGCACAAGGAGACACCACAGCGGCACGUGCCAUUGCCAUGCAGAAGGGCAGCGUGAGUAAUUUGGUAGGCUUCUUGGAGGAUGGUGUUAGCAUGGCACAGUACCAGCAGAACCCUCACAGCUUGCUGCACAUGGGGCACCCCCCUAUGGACCCACCUAGCAUAAACAUGAUGUGCAGAGCAGCUAAAGGUCUGUUGGCUAUGGCUAAAGUGGAGGAGAACAAGACAGAGUUUGUGCUGUAUGAAAGCAGAUUAUUAGACAUCUCCAUUUCCUCAGUGCUCAACGCGGGAGUGGUGGCUAUUAUUUGCCAAGUUCUCUUUCACUUAGGGAAAUCAUGACAAGAGGAGAGGCAGGACUCGCACAGCAGACGCUAAACCAGACAAGAUAUUUCUGUGGUUUUCUAUUUUUAUUUAUCAAAAUGACAGAAAAUGUUUGUUUUUUUAAAAGAAAUAUCCACAUAAACAAAAUAUCUCUAUAUAUGUAUAGCUUCUGGGCCCUGUUAAAAAAAGUGGGUUUGGGAUUUGAAAGCUCAUUUUAAUACAAAUAUUUAAUACCUGCUGGUGUUGGAUUGCUACAUUUGAUAUUUUAUUUGGCAUUUGUUUUUGUUUGUUUACUUUUUCAGCCAAAGCUGCCACCAGAUUUUGGUGCUGAAUUACGUGGGUUCCUUUUGAGUCGAUGAGUCGUUGAGAUGUUUUUCAGUUUUAUAAAUGCUAAUACACUCAUCAACAUUUUGUUAAUGGAGAGUAUUUAUUUAAAAUGUUACACUGUACAGUAGUUUGAACUUUUUUGCCAACACUUGUGGGUGGGGGGGGGGCAUUGACUUUUAAAUUGAAAUGUAUAUGUCUCCAUCGCUGGAAGAUAAAUUGUGCAAUAGGACUAGAGCAAGUUGUCCUUUUUGAGAACAACAAGAUGUAAAUCUUUAAAGACACCUGCAGUGUGUGCUUUAGGCCAUAAGGAGGCAGCAUAGCACCAGCCAAUCAACAUGAGAGAUGAGCAUCUGUCAAAAGAAGUGUCUAAUUUAUCAAUCAUAGCCUCAACGACUUUCACAGAUGAACUUUGUGUUUCCUAAGCGCUUGUGUUAUGUCUGUAUUUUUUCAUCACUGUAUAUAAACCGUUGUACAAUGGACGCACAUGAUUCUUUCAGUCUCAAUCAAGCAUAGCAAGAGAUGGGACUUUCUGACUAUUAUAACAAAUGCUUUUAUUGUUGGUAAAAUUUGUUAUUGUUAUUAUACAUAUUUUGUUAAUGGGGUCAAAUAUUUGAACAUGGCAGAUGUAACUGAUGUUUCGAUGUAAAAAUUCCUGUAUGCAUUGUAUUAUAGCUGAGAAAACAAUCGCUUUGGUAAUCAAAUGUGGAAGUGCCAGGGUGAGAGGAUAUCUAGGCGAGGUUACUUAAGAAAACGGAUCACAUUUCUGUUUGUUACUGUCCUCCAUUCAUGUCAAUGGGCAUAUUUUUGAAUCUAGAUAAUGCUCUAAAAGAAACGUGUGAAAAAGAACCUUCAAAAUGUCCUGAAAGCUCAUUGUAAAAUUUGCCUUUUUUCGUAUGACUCCAUGUCUCUCUUUUAUUCAGUAUACACAUUUAUACUCUGUGCUGCACAUGUCACAAAUAAAUGUACGAUGAACAUCGUUAAGCACCGGAGACGUUGCAUUAUGUCCAGACAAUCUUAGGCCAAUAAAACAAACAUCAACUGCUUA
This is a messenger RNA of Siniperca chuatsi (mandarin fish), 9539 nucleotides long. Its product is annotated as AT-rich interactive domain-containing protein 1B-like. Bases 2477 to 8185 code for a protein of 1902 amino acids. Gene Ontology annotation, cellular component: SWI/SNF complex; nBAF complex; nucleoplasm. The transcript is spliced from 22 exons. The record is from RefSeq and is a predicted model, not a curated record. Gene Ontology annotation, molecular function: DNA binding; nucleosome binding. Lineage: Eukaryota; Metazoa; Chordata; Actinopteri; Centrarchiformes; Sinipercidae. Gene Ontology annotation, biological process: regulation of transcription by RNA polymerase II; chromatin remodeling; positive regulation of DNA-templated transcription.